This is a messenger RNA of Exophiala mesophila, 1539 nucleotides long. RefSeq lists its product as uncharacterized. Gene Ontology annotation, cellular component: membrane. The coding region runs from base 1 to 1539 and encodes 512 amino acids. The transcript is spliced from 7 exons. Gene Ontology annotation, biological process: transmembrane transport. NCBI's taxonomy places the organism in Eukaryota, Fungi, Ascomycota, Eurotiomycetes, Chaetothyriales, Herpotrichiellaceae. Gene Ontology annotation, molecular function: transmembrane transporter activity. The record is from RefSeq and is a predicted model, not a curated record.
AUGGCAGACCCUUCGAAGGCUCAAGAAGCUAUUGCUAGUCAUCGUGACGCCGAACAUGUUGACGAUACCGAUACUGCUAAGAUUGAAGCCGCCGUCGACACUGUUCACAAUGAUGAGGCUAUGAAAGUCCUCGCUUCCUAUAGCGGACCUCAAGAUUGGACAGAAGAGGAGGAGAAAGUCGUACGAAGGAAGAUCGACAAGAGACUUCUCUGGAUUCUCUGCGUCACAUAUGGCCUUCAAUAUUACGACAAGUCAAUGCUCUCUCAGGCUGCUAUAUUCGGACUCCGCACCGACCUCGAUCUGACCGGGGACAGAUAUUCAAUGUCCGCAUCAAUUUUUUAUUUGGGCUUCAUUGGAGGAUCAUACCCUGCCAUGUGGCUGAUGCAGCACUAUGCCAUCGAGAAAGUUGCUACCGCUAUAGUAGCCGUAUGGGGACUUUGCUUAGCCCUUACUGCCGCAUGUCACAACUUCCAAGCGCUCUAUGCACAAAGAUUCUUUCUUGGCUUCUUCGAAGCAGGAGUGAGUCCGAUGUUUAUGAUGAUUGUGGGACAAUUCUAUAGAAAGAAUGAGCAAGCGUUCCGAAUCGGAAUCUGGUAUUGCUGCACAGGGUACGCCAUCAUAUUCGCCCCGCUCAUCAACUAUGGCCUCGGCCAUAUCACCGGCCGCUGGUCUCCUUGGCGAUACAUGUAUAUCUUCGCUGGAUGUCUCACGAUUGUAUGGUCUCUUGUGAUUUAUUUCUUCCUCCCGCCGGAUCCAAUUCGCGCUAAGGGGUUCACUGAACGCCAGCGCUAUAUCGCAGUGGCCCGCCUUCAGCAGAACAACUCGGGUGUUCGAAACACUCAUUUCAAGGCGUCUCAGGCUAUUGAAUGUCUUCUAGAUAUCAAAUUCUGGCUGGCUUUCAGCAUCUCGUUCCUUAUAUUGAUUGCAAACGGACCGGCCUCGUCGUUCGUGCCUAUCAUCAUCUCGCAGUUUGGAUACGAUGUCUUCAGGUCGCUGCUUUUGACCACGCCAAUGGGAGCAGUAGCUGGCACUAUGCAAUUAGCCGUGUCAUAUGCUGCUUACAAAUACAAAAAUAUCAGAUCAUGGCUGGUUAUUGGAACGGAAAUGACGACAAUUGUCGCUGCACUGCUCUUGUGGCUCUUGCCCAGGGAUGGGAGCCUUGGUGCACUCCUCUUCGCAUGCUACAUCCUAUGUGGAUUUGGGGCUGCAUAUCCCAUUUUGAUGGGUUUGACCUUAGCCAACACAGCAGGAUACACUAAACGAACUGUGAACUCAGCUGGCAUAUUUAUUGGCUAUUGCGCAGGAAACUUUCUCGGACCCCUACUCUUCAAACCCGAGGAUGCACCAAGAUAUGCAUCUGGAUUUCUUACAGUGGUCAUUACCGGAAUUGUCGGCGUGCUGUUGAUGGUGGUCUACCGCUAUGUUUGCGUAUGGGACAACCACCGGCGCGACAGAUCGGGUGUAUUGGAAGCAUAUGAGCACGCUUACGAGGAUGACCUCACAGAUAGAAAGAAUCCUCAAUUCAGAUAUGUCCUGUGA